CUAUUGUCGCCUUGGCACUUUUGCCAUCGCGACCACAGGGUCGUCAAGCCUCAUGUUAGCAUUCUUCGCGCAUCUUUGAUUGAUAUCACCUAUCCGUGCCUUUCUUUGUUCAUUGGACGACUCGCCGUCUCCAGCCUCCCGGGCAGGCCCCCUCCACGUCGGGCCGACCAUUCCGGGUCACCGAGCCACUGUCUCGGCCAAGAGAACGUCUCAACUGAUUCGGCCACAGAGGCUUGCCCUGGACAGACCUCGUCUCCUCUUUCGUUAUUGGUUACCUCACAUUUUCUCCCCUUGGAUCGAGGCAGAGCCUCUUUUUUCUCCCUCCUCCAUCCGACACUUCGUCCUUUUCUCUGUUUUGAUACUGCAAUAAGGCCUGAUGUGGACACUGGCUCUCUCGACUCAUUUUUCCACACUUUCAUACCGGCACUGUGUGGGCCAAAGCAGGUCUCAGCCUUGGGAAGGAGGGGUGGUGGUGGUGGUGGUGGUGGUGGGUCAGGACGAGUACAUUUCCACGUCACUCGGACGCUGCAUGUGUUCACCUGCAGCUCCGGCGAUAGCUCAAUUCCCAUGACGCUGCGGCACAAAACGCGCUUCUUCACCGUGUCCCGUCAACCCGGUGCCCUAUUGGCUCGUAGGCAGGCCCACCACCACUUGUUCGUAGGGCUCGAUUGCGUUAUCUCAACCCUCGAGGGGCACAGGAUUGGGUCACUCCCCUGA
Protopolystoma xenopodis is the source of this 717-nucleotide messenger RNA. The record is from the annotation of a GenBank genome assembly. NCBI's taxonomy places the organism in Eukaryota, Metazoa, Platyhelminthes, Monogenea, Polystomatidea, Polystomatidae.